Meleagris gallopavo (turkey) is the source of this 7254-nucleotide messenger RNA. Lineage: Eukaryota; Metazoa; Chordata; Aves; Galliformes; Phasianidae. The record is from RefSeq and is a predicted model, not a curated record.
CCUGUGGGUUCCUUUGCUGAGCACGCUGCGGUCUUCCCAGCAUUCUGGGUGAAACUGCAGAGAGGUGGAAAUCCCUCCUGGUGUCUGUGCUGCUGACACUGUGCCCCCCGUGGCUCCAACGCAUGCUGAUCUGAGAUGUCCCUGAAGCGCGAGGGCCAUGCAGCUGCUUCAGCGCUGAAGAGGAUCGCUGCAGACAUGAGCAACAUCAUCGAGAGCCUGGACACCCGCGAGCUGCACGUCGACGGGGAGGAGGUCGACUCAGAGGUGCUGAGCGAUCCCAAAGGUGCCGCGUGCAUCCCCUUCUCUGCCAUCUAUCACACCCGUGGAUUCAAGGAGCCGGGCACGCAGACCUACCUGAUGGGAUGCCCCGUGCGUGUGCGUGUGCUGGAGGUGGAGCGCUUCACUUCCACCAAGAAGGUCCCAAGCCUCAACGUGUACACCAUCGAGCUGACCCACGGGGAGUUCACAUGGCACGUGAAAAGGAAGUUCAGGCACUUCCAGGAGUUCCACCGGGAGCUGCUGCGCUACAAAGCCUUCGUGCGCAUCCCCAUCCCCACCAGGAGCCACACGGUGAGAAGACAAUCCAUCAAGAGGGGAGAGCCUCGGCAGAUGCCCAGCCUUCCACACACAGCUGAGAGCACGGUGCGGGAGGAGCAUUUCUCCAGCCGCAGGAAACAGCUGGAAGAUUACCUGACAAAGAUCCUAAAAAUGCCCAUGUACAGGAAUUACCAUGGAACGAUGGAGUUCAUUGGAGUAAGUCAGCUGUCAUUCAUCCAUGACCUGGGACCAAAGGGCAUGGAAGGGCUGGUGAUGAAACGCUCCGGGGGCCACCGCAUACCUGGCCUGAACUGCUGUGGCCAGGGCAGGAUGUGCUACCGCUGGUCCAAGAGGUGGCUGGUGGUGAAGGACUCAUUCCUGCUCUACAUGAAGCCGGACUCAGGGGCCAUUUCCUUCGUCCUGUUGGUGGAUAAGGAAUUCAGCAUCAAGAUAGGCCAGAAAGAAACAGAAACAAAGUACGGCUUGCAGAUAGACAAUCUCUCUAGGUCACUGAUUUUGAAGUGCACCAGCUACAGGCAUGCCCAGUGGUGGAGGCAGGGAAUAGAUGAGUUCAUUCGGAAACACGGCAAGGACUUCCUCACCGAGCACCGCUUUGGGUCGUACGCAGCCGUGCAGGAGAACACACUGGCCAAGUGGUAUGUAAAUGCUAAGUGGUACUUUGAAGAUGUUGCGAAUGCCAUGGAAGCUGCUAAAGAAGAAAUUUUCAUCACAGAUUGGUGGCUGAGCCCAGAAAUCUUCAUGAAGCGGCCCGUUGUUGAAGGGAAUCGCUGGCGGCUGGACUGCAUUCUCAAGCGGAAAGCUCAACAAGGUGUGCGAAUUUUUGUAAUACUGUACAAAGAGGUGGAGCUGGCCUUAGGGAUCAACAGUGAAUAUAGCAAGCGGACACUCAUGCAUCUCCAUCCAAACAUCAAGGUGAUGAGACACCCGGACCACGUGUCCUCCUCCGUGUACCUCUGGGCUCACCAUGAGAAGCUCGUCAUUGUGGACCAGUCGGUGGCCUUUGUGGGUGGCAUCGACUUGGCAUACGGCAGGUGGGAUGACGACGAGCAUCGUCUGACCGACGUGGGCAGCGUGAAGCGAAUGGGGGCCAUCAAGUCAGUGUCAAUGGCCAACCUGGCAUCUGCAGCAGAGUCGUCUGAACACAGCCCCCUGCAGUCUCAAGCUUCAUCACCAGAAAGCCAUUUGUUCCAGAAGAAUGCUGAUGAUAUCCCAGACAUAUCAAAAAUGAAAGGGAUAGGAAAACCCAGGAAGUUUUCAAGGUUCACUAUUUACAAGCAUCUCCAUAGACAUGGCAUGCAUCAUGCUGACAGCGUCAGCAGCAUAGACAGUGAAUCAAAUAAAGGAUCCAUUCGCAGCUUGAAGACAGGUGUGGGAGAGCUGCUUGGGGAAACCAGGUUCUGGCAUGGGAAAGACUAUUGCAACUUCGUCUUUAAAGACUGGGUUCAGCUUGACAAACCUUUUGCUGACUUCAUUGACAGAUACACCACCCCUAGGAUGCCCUGGCAUGACAUCUCCUCUGUGGUGCAUGGCAAAGCAGCACGCGAUGUGGCCCGGCACUUCAUCCAGCGCUGGAACUUCACCAAGAUCAUGAAGCCCAAAUACCGUUCCCUGUCCUACCCAUUCCUCUUGCCAAAAUCUCAGCAAACUGCUAAUGAGUUGAAGUAUCAGGUGCCUGAUGCAGUUCAUGCCACAGUCCAGGUGAUCCGCUCUGCUGCAGACUGGUCGGCUGGCAUCAAGUACCAUGAGGAGUCCAUCCACGCCGCCUACAUCAGCGUGAUAGAGAACAGCAAGCACUACAUCUACAUCGAGAACCAGUUUUUUAUUAGCUGUGCUGACGACAAGGUUGUCUGGAACAAGAUCGGCAAUGCAAUUGCUCAGAGGAUUCUUAAAGCUCACAGGGAAAACAAGCGUUACCGAGUGUACGUGGUGAUCCCACUGCUGCCUGGCUUCGAGGGUGACAUCUCGACAGGCGGGGGCAAUGCGCUGCAGGCCAUCAUGCACUUCAACUACAGGACCAUGUGCCGAGGAGAGAAUUCAAUCCUGAGCCAGCUGAAGUCAGAAGUUGGAGAUAAGUGGAUCAAUUACAUUUCCUUCUGUGGGCUCCGAACGUAUGCAGAGUUGGAAGGAAAACUGGUCACUGAGCUCAUCUAUGUCCACAGCAAGCUGCUGAUUGCUGAUGACAACACGGUCAUAAUUGGCUCUGCCAACAUCAACGACCGCAGCAUGCUGGGCAAGCGGGACAGCGAAGUAGCCAUCAUUGUGCAGGACACUGAGACUGUGCCCUCGGUGAUGGAUGGGGAGGAGUACAGCGCUGGGCGAUUCGCCCUGUCCCUCCGGCUGCGCUGCUUCAGGGUUGUCCUCGGCGGCUCCGAUCUCAAUCCGGACCACCAGGAUCCCGUCUGUGAACGGUUCUUUAAGGAGGUGUGGAUCUCCACAGCAGCCCGCAAUGCCACCAUCUUCGAUAAGGUGUUCCGAUGCCUUCCCAGUGACCAGGUGAAUAAUUUAGCCCAGCUGCGUGAUUUCAUCAACAAACCAAUAUUAGCAAAUGAUGAUCCGGUGAAAGCAGCUGAAGAACUGAAAAAGAUUCGUGGGUUUCUGGUACAAUUCCCCUUCCGUUUCCUGGAGGAAGAGUACUUGCUUCCCUCUGUUGGAACAAAGGAGUCCAUGGUACCCAUGGAGGUUUGGACUUAAGGAGAUGCAGACUGCUUUACAUUUUAAAGUUUGGUUCUCUGGAGACAAGCUAAUGAACAAUAUGUGAUUUCUGAAAUCUGUUCAUUGCUAAGGGAAGCAAGAAAGAUCUCCACCAAGCUAAUGUGCCUUUCUCAAGGAUCUUGGUGGAGGAACUUCAAGCAAAUCGACACUAGAAAGGAGAGGAGCAGAAAGACUCGGAAUUCGUGACAAAUAAGAAGUUUCAACUCUGAGGAGUUACUUCUUAAGGCACAUUCUGAACACCUAGAGGAUGCAUGCCACUUCCUAGGAUAGGGAACAAAUCCUAACUGCUGUUGUUACUACUGCCAGCUGCGUGCUGUGGUUGCACAUGUGCUGUGGGAGCCUCCUCGGGCUCUGGGGCACCACGUGGUGGCUCAGCAGAGACCCUCACCUCAUUUUGGGCGACGUCAGAGCCCUUCGAGCAGCUCUGUCACUGCAGGAGGUGCUGCCCAACCAUCACUGCUUGCCAAGCAUGGAUGUUGCAUCUCUUAGUAGGAAACACACAAACAAUCUGUUGUUGGAAUCAGUAUUUUGGUCUCUUCUCCCCUCUAGGGGAGGAAAAAUACUGUUUUUCCUGUGGCUAGAGCAAUCAGCAUUCCUAUGUGCAACACGGUGCUGUGUGGGUGCUGGGAAAGGGCAGCCUCCGUGGAGCUGAAGGUGCUGGCAAUCGGCAGCUUUCUGUCCUUUACAGAAGUACAGCACAUCUCUUUGUUUAAAAGGCACAUGAAAGCUUUGUCCAAGUUUUAAACUAAAGCCUUAUGUCUCUGGAGCUGAAGGCAGAUGAGGCAGUGUGAUGGGGAACAGCUACUCCUUCAGCUUGGCUCAUGCAAGCUUACACUAUGCUCUGCCUACUUCACUCGUGCAAUUAUAUCACAUUCUAUAGGCAGACCUUUCCAUUCCUUUUUUGCUUCCUAUUUAAGAGGUUAAGGCUAUGAAGCCAGAGGCGGAGUGUUAGCAGGCUGUGCUCAGACUGAGCAGACACCUCACCCUGUGGAUGGGGUAAACACAAGGAAAUGGGAGAAUUCAGCAAAACCUAUUCUCUAAUCUUCUUUGUUAUUAGACCAGUUUUGAUCCUGAGCUCAGUUGUUCCGAACACAUCCUUCCAGGGAAAACUCCAUUCCCAAGCUAUUUUGCAUCUCACAGUGCAGCGAAGCAGCAAUUUGAUCUGACAUCCUUGAACAAAACAGUGCAGCUCCUGGGCUAGGAUAUGGCCUGGUAGGUGUCAGCCCAGUCUCUGUCCCACAACAAACUGUGUCCCCUAAUUUCAUGCCCAGCCCCAACUGCAGCCUUGGGAGAGGAGCUUCCUAUGCCAAACACUAAAAACAUGCUGCAGAAAACACACAGCAAGAGCUGCAGAAGUGGGAGACUGAGGUCCUGUGCUGCAUGAGGGCUGGGACUCAGUGAGGUGUGACCCGCAUUGCUCCGCAUGCCCAAAGCUGCUCAGUCAAAAGCCCAGGUGAUCUGUUUUCUAAUUUAGUUCAUUAGCAAGUUUCAUUUUACUUUUCUUAGCAGUUCCAACAAUCUCACCUGUUUUUAACUGGAAAAGAAUUACAGUGGUCAUCUGCCUAUUCCCAGCCAUGUGGCUGGCAUCACUUUCUAGCUGAUUGUUUGCUCUAUCUUCAGAACUGUAAAUAGGCACCAGGUCACUCUGCACAGCAUUGCUUGCACAAGAAGUGAACACCAACAUUCCCCAGGCAAAUCACAUUUCAGCCAUAUCCUGCAGUUCUCUCUGCUUUAUGCUCUCUUUGUAGAUGGAAUUGCAAAUUUCUCUGUUCUGUUUGGUGUACUCGUGGUCUGAUCAGCCAGGUGGAAGUGCAUGUGCAGUAGUUUCAUGAUAAUCUUUGGUCCAAGAGGUUGAUGCUUUUGGCUGGCAUGCUGCUAGCAGAUAACUCUGUUCUCUUGUUUUUAACCUUAAAAAAUCAACCUGGGUUUUCCCCCCGCCCCUCGCAGAGCCAGAGCAAGGUGCUAUGCAUCAACUGUUGGCAAUCAGAAGAGAUCAAAGGUGUCUUGUUAUCCUAUGUCAGUGCUGGUUCAGAGCUUUUAUCUCUUGAGAUGUUUUUAGCUGAUUUAGUUGGAACAAAGCUGCUAACUUCAAACAAUGACAGCCUGUCAGAGCCAUUGCAAGUCACAGAGAUUGGCAGUCAUAGUUGAAAAGGCUCAACCCCCACCGCCUGUAUGCAGGAACACUGAAGAAAUGUAAGGCUGUCAGCUUCCAAGUGCUCUUAUUGUCCCCAUUCUCUUAUUAGCAAAGAUAGUUAUAAUCAUUAAAUUAUAUUGUCUUUAAGUUGGAAGCAGACUAUUGGGGCUUCAUAGCUGUUGGUGUUAGUGGAAAACAGCUCUGCACACCUGAGCAGCAAUGUACACUCCACUCAUCUGCACCAUUGCUGGCCAUACCUGGGCUAUGUGGCUCUGCUCAGAGACAGCUGGAGCUUUAUUUCUUAUAUUAAGAACCCUGUGAGGUUGAAGACCUUAAGAUAGUCAAUAUCUGCAACUGAACAAUCACUACUUCUUAGGCCUUAGUACCAGAGCAGUUUGGCUUUUCAGACCUUCCAACUGCAAAGGAUUGCUCGCAGAUGUACAGUACUGUAACAUGGGAUGUGGGUUCAAGCGCUAGCAAGCCUGGAAACAUGCACUGUUUCUUGUGACAUUUGCUCAUUAGAACUGAACGAAAGGGGAGAGGUUUCUCCCAGGCUUAGGCUUUAUUUCGCAGUUUAACCAGGUAUGACAUUUAUUUUUUAUUUUUUAUUUUUAUUUAUUCCUUAAUAGAUGCCACUUUGGGAACUCACACUCCUUAUCAUAUCUUCAUGAUUUUUUUUUUUUAAUCUAAUAUUUAAAAAUGUAUGUAUAUUGUUGUAUGGAUGUUGGACUGGAUAAAUGUUUCACGGUAGAAUUGGCACAUGGUUUAAAAACUUGAAGGAUAAGAUGCCAUCGUAUGCUAAGAAUGUUGCUAACAGUAACAUCAGACACCCAGUGCUUUGGUUGCUGGUCUCAGCUUGCAGCUGGGAGGUACAGAUCUGUGCUCUGACUUGUCUGCAGCUGGCCAUUGUGUUCACAGAGGCACCAGGCUAGCAAGUCCUCAGCGUGGGUUUUUCCAGGCUGACAGCGAUGGUGCACAAUGCCGUUGUUCCUUAAAUCCACGCACAAUCAGACUCGGGCUUGGUGUGCUGUUAUCACUGCAGUGGUUUGCACUUGUUGCUAGAACUGCCGGGGGAUUUCAGUCUAUACCCAGCAGCUGUAUCUGUGGUCCAUGAGAAGAUAUCUGGAUGGCCCUUUAAGUGAAUGUUUUCUUUCUCCUGCCAAGGUGUGGAGACCGGUCCCACUGCCCUGCCCUGGUCCCCCAUUGCUGCUGCUCUGCACUGCCAGCAGAAGAGAUUCUGCGGGAGCUGUGGAUGUUUCAAUGCAUGCUCAUGUUUUGUGGCACUCAUUCUGCAAACGGUCCCCGGGAGGCACUCCCUGCUGCACCGCUGGGAUCCUGCUGGGAGCAGGAUGGGGGUGAAACCAGGAGCACUGCGCUGUGCCAGUGAAUCAAAUGGAACAUACACUGACUACAUCAGACCACUGAAUGCAGUGAUUCUGUAUGGGUUUUUCUAUUCCUGCCUGCUUUCUUGUUGUAUUUUCAUAUCUUUGAUUAUUCUGUUUUUAACCUCCGGCUGUUCUGUCCUCGAUGUAAAUAAUUCUGAUGUACUGACUUUUUCCUGACAGUCGGGAAAAGAGAAAAACAUUGUCAAAAGUCACAGGUCCUGGAAUGUUUUUUUCUGUAUCGUCUCUCUGGCGAAAGCUGUCCCCUAUGUGAGAGCUCCCACUGCGGGUUGAGCACAGGUCCCACACCCCUGCCUCCAUGAGCACCCACUAUCCCUUCUGUGAAGGCCGCUGGAACCCAGUUUGUACCCUCGUUUCUGCUGAUUAUUGCUUUCCUCUCCACUCUGUGUAUGGUAAAUGAAUGUGUAUUAAAGGACUGAAAAUACAACGGAGCAUGGCGUGCUGAAA